AUGAAAAUUAGUCAAAAUAAAAAUGAUUUCAAACAUAAUCCCGGUACCAUAGAUCAAAUACUUGCACCUGAAUAUUUUUAUAUUAUUUUUAGGUACCUCGUAAACAACAAAAAUUUACAUUCCUGCCUUUUGGUCAAUAAAUAUUGGGCUUCUUGUGCCGUACCAAUUUUAUGGGAAUCUCCUUUCAAUAUCAAUGAUAAAUUUAUUCCGUCACCCAAAGUAAUUCGGACCUAUCUCACAUUUAUAGCGGUUGAGAAUUUUUACACUAGCUCAACGAUUAAAAGGCCGCUUUACGAUUAUCCAUCAUUUCUCAAAGAACUUCCAUUUGAUCGAUUUCUUAAUGCUGCCAUUGCGAAUGGCUGCUCUGAGGCAAAAAUAAUUGAAUUAAUUAAAAUGUUUUCAACUUAUGCAGUAAAGUUUCACCGAUUUGAUCUCUAUAACAACCUAUCUUCAAAUUUUCAUGAUCAUAUGGCUUCUACGAUUCUUCCUCAGCUUUUUGAAUACUCUCUAAUGUUUAGGAACUUGUCACGCCUAAAUUAUACAUAUCAUUGGCCUGCUAAAAAAGAUCAAAUCUUCAAUGUAAUAGCAUAUAUCUGUCAUAAUAUUGAAAAUCUUAAAGCUACUGUUUGGAAUGAGGAUGAAGGAAUUGCAUUGGCAAAACUUGUGUGUGCUCAAAAACGGUUAAAAAAGUUCUCACUAUUAAAUAGCAAUAGCUUCGCAUCAUUUCCUGUUCAAUCUCUCGAAAGUCAAAUACAAUCACUUAAUA
Messenger RNA from Dentiscutata erythropus, 766 nucleotides. NCBI's taxonomy places the organism in Eukaryota, Fungi, Glomeromycota, Glomeromycetes, Diversisporales, Gigasporaceae. The record is from the annotation of a GenBank genome assembly.